Molecule: messenger RNA, 702 nt
Organism: Hibiscus syriacus
Lineage: Eukaryota; Viridiplantae; Streptophyta; Magnoliopsida; Malvales; Malvaceae
Product: dicarboxylate transporter 1, chloroplastic-like
Exons: 1
Biological process (GO): transmembrane transport
Cellular component (GO): membrane
Molecular function (GO): transmembrane transporter activity
Source: RefSeq, a predicted model, not a curated record
CAUGCUAACACUCAACCAUUGCCACUCGGAGCAGUGGCAUUACUAGGACUCGGCGCUUCCGUCCUAACCAAAACCCUAACCUUCUCUGCUGCCUUCUCCGCUUUUGGCGAUCCCAUUCCUUGGCUCAUUGCUCUCGCCUUCUUCUUCGCUCGUGGUUUCAUCAAGACUGGACUUGGUAACAGAAUAGCUUACCAAUUCGUUUCCCUAUUCGGAUCUUCCUCUUUAGGUUUAGGCUACAGCUUAGUCUUCAGCGAAGCUUUAUUAGCGCCAACAAUUCCGUCCGUAUCCGCACGCGCAGGUGGAAUUUUCCUCCCUUUAGUCAAAUCUCUCUGCGUAGCGUUUGGAAGCAACGUGGGCGACGGAACGGAAAAUAGAUUAGGAUCCUGGUUAAUGCUGACAUGUUUCCAGACUUCUGUUAUUUCUUCUUCCAUGUUUUUAACAGCAAUGGCGGCGAAUCCAUUAAGUGCUAAUUUAGCUUUCAAUACCAUUAAACAGCAGAUUGGAUGGACGGAUUGGGCUAAGGCGGCAAUCGUGCCGGGUUUAGUUUCGUUGCUUGUUGUGCCAUUGAUUUUGUAUGUUAUUUAUCCACCAACGGUGAAGACUAGUCCCGACGCCCCAAGACUUGCCAAGGAGAAGCUGGAGAAAAUGGGACCGAUGACCAAGAAUGAGAUUAUUAUGGCUGACUCUGUUUCUAAAAAUUAG